Menidia menidia (Atlantic silverside) is the source of this 5168-nucleotide messenger RNA. NCBI's taxonomy places the organism in Eukaryota, Metazoa, Chordata, Actinopteri, Atheriniformes, Atherinopsidae. The record is from the annotation of a GenBank genome assembly.
UGAAAAUAACAAGGAAGGAAAUAGACAGACCAGUCCUGAAGGCUGUUGGUGGCGAGCUGACGCAGUGAAGGACGCUUCAGAAAUAGUUUGAUAAAACGGAAUUUAAAGACAAGACAAACAUUCAUUUGGAUUCACAAUGUUCGUUUUCCUGUUUAUUCUCCUUUUGGGGACAGGAGCGGGGGUGAACUCCGAGCUUCACUCCCUGAUGUACAUCUACACGGCCUUCUCCAAACCUGUGCAGCUCCCAGGCAUCCAUGAGUUCACUGCCAUGGGUCUUUUGGACAACAGGAUGAUUGACUACUACGACAGCGUAAGUAAGGAAAAAAUUCCCAAACAGAAUUGGAUGAAAGAGCAGCUUGAUGAAGAGUAUUGGAAGAAAGGCACCCAGUCCCGGCAGAGCAAGCAGCAGUGGUUCAAGGUCAACAUUGACAUCCUGAAGGACCGAAUGAGACAGAAUGAUUCAGAUGUCCAUAUUCUUCAGUGGAUGCACGGUUGCAAGGGUGAAGUUCAACCUGACAACAGCAUAAAGUUUGUCAGUGGCAUAGACAAGUACAGCUAUGAUGGGAGCGACUUCUUGAGCUUUGACGACGAACACCAAGUGUGGGUUGCCCCGACAGAUGCGGCGAAGGAAACUAAGAGGAAGUGGGACGUUGUUUCAGUCCUGAAAGAUUACACAAAAGGAUACCUGGAGAAUGAGUGCAUUAGCUGGUUGAGCAGGUUCAGGACGUAUGGCGAAAAGCAGCUGCUCUCAGCAUCUGAACCUGAUGUGCAUCUGUUUGCAAAAACAGCCAAAUUGGACUCCAGAAUUAUUUUGACAUGCAUGGCCACAGGCUUCUAUCCCAAAGAGAUCAUCCUGCGCAUCAAAAGAGAGGGCCGCAUCCUGAACGAACAGGACGGGAUUCAGACCACUGGAGUUCGUCCAAAUGAAGACGACACCUUUCAGAGAAAAGACUUUGUGGAGAUUCUGAAGGCAGACAAGUCUGAAUACACAUGUGAAGUUAUCCAUCGAGCUUCCAAGUUGGCGAUUGAGAAGAAAUGGGAUCACGCCCUUCCUGGACCUGGACUUACAAUUGGCAUUGUGGUUCCAGUACUACUCCUUGUUGCUGGUGCGGGUGUUGGUUUGUUGCUUCUCUUGAAGCGAGGAUCUUCUCUUACAUCAGUUUCUUCUGGUAAUCCCCUCAGUCAGAGUGGCCCUAAUGGUGUGAGCACACCUCUCAUCACUCCUCCCAGCGGUGAUGCCAACAGUCAGACUGAUGACAACUCACCACUCGUCAAAACUGACUCAAACCCAUCUGUCAACAGUGGUGAUUCUGGCGUGUCCAGCGACGAAAAGAAUUCUGGGACAAGCAGAUCAAUCACCCCCGAAAGCCCCGAAGGGCUCUCCUCUCACCGCGCAGACGGCUGUUCAUCUCAGCAAAACAGCGGGGAUGCGGACCGGAGCAGCGGGCAGUCAAAGCGGAAGCGUAAGGCGGCCAGGAGCUCCAAGACCCCACCGCGAACACCCUCAAAGGGCCAAAGGAGGAACACAAUAACACCGUCAAAGGAGCGUGGGCCGUCCAAUGAGAUCACCACGUCUUAUGAUCCCUUCAGGAGGAGUGGGCCGAGGAGAAGCAGCAGACCGACCAAACAGACCAGAAAUUUUCAGUCCUCCAACAUGUGUGAUGGCAUCAGUACCAAUACGACAGGAGCGGUCAUAAAGAAAAUGGGCAGCAUUAAGACCAAGAGGCAAAUCACCGACAACAAAGAAGAAGACAGCGGGCGUGGAACGACUGCAGACGAAGACAGCAUCUCCAGCGUCAACCAGAACUUUGACGCCAAAUUGAGCCGAGCGUCGUCGCUGUACCAGGGGCCAAGCAGCGAGCUUCUCAAGGGCACCUUCCGGAUCAGUGCGUCUGGACCAAACAAGCCACGAAAAGGAGCCUUCAGAUCCACUCAGAGUGCUUGGUCCAACCAGUCUGAUGAAGACGACUCUGAUGAUGAAGAGGAAAAGGCUUCUUGCAGAGACAAGAUGGCUGCAGGAGCAGGUCUGGCAGACAUUGAUCCUAUGGCCAUCGACCAAUCGGUGGGAUUUGAGAGUAUAGGAGGUUUAUCGGGUCACAUUUCAGCUCUGAAGGAGAUGGUUGUCUUUCCACUGCUCUACCCAGAAGUCUUUGAUAAUUUUAAGAUUCAGCCUCCCAGAGGCUGUCUGUUUUAUGGCCCUCCAGGUACUGGGAAAACGCUGGUUGCUCGGGCGUUGGCCAAUGAGUGCAGCCAUGGAAACAGGAAAGUGUCUUUCUUUAUGAGGAAAGGAGCAGACUGCCUCAGCAAAUGGGUGGGGGAGUCUGAGAGGCAGCUGCGGCUGCUUUUUGAACAGGCAUAUAUGAAACGUCCGUCCAUCAUUUUCUUUGAUGAGAUAGAUGGCUUGGCUCCAGUUCGGUCCAGCAGGCAGGAUCAGAUACACAGUUCAAUCGUGUCAACACUCCUGGCUCUGAUGGACGGUUUGGACAAUCGAGGGGAGGUCGUGGUGAUUGGAGCCACAAACCGGUUGGACUCCAUCGAUCCAGCACUGCGGCGUCCUGGACGCUUCGACAGGGAGUUCCUCUUUGGCCUGCCUGACAGAGAGUCUCGCAGAGAGAUCCUGAAAAUCCACACUCGUCAGUGGAAACCUCCUCCGUCUGAAGAUUUCCUCGAGGAACUGGCUGAGAAAUGUGUUGGUUACUGCGGUGCUGACAUCAGGGCGGUGUGCACUGAGGCGGCGUUGUGCGCUCUUCGUCGCCGCUACCCGCAGAUAUACGGCACCUCUCAGAAGCUCCUGCUGGAUGUUUCCUCCAUCUCAGUCAGCAGCUGCGACUUUGUGGCAGCCAUGAGGAAGAUGUCACCUGCCUCACACCGCUCCGCUGCCUCUCCGGCCAAACCGCUGUCCCCGGUGGUUCAUGCGCUGUUGGGCACCGCCCUCCAACACAUCCUGGAGGACCUGCAGAAGUUGUUUCCACAUGCUGAACAGGGCAUGAAGAGGAAAAGAGAGCCAAAUCUGACCUCUGGUGUCUUUGAUGACGGUCUCUUGAAUGGAGGAGAUGAGGGUCCAGUGGCCUCCAACAUAUCAAAACCCUCUAUCUCACAGGGUAGAAACUUCUUACACUUUGCUCGGAGUGCUGUCAAAAACCCCACGUCUUACCGCCCGCGGAUGCUGCUGGUAGGCCGUCCUGAGUCUGGUCAAACCUCCCACCUGGCACCGGCGGUCCUGCACGCUUUGGAGCGUUUCACUGUCCACAGCCUGGACUCUGCAGUGCUGUUUGGAGUCAGCUGCACCUCCCCAGAAGAGGCCUGUGCACAGGUGUUCUGCGAGGCCAAACGGACGUCUCCCAGCAUCCUCUACAUCCCUCACAUGCAGCAGUGGUGGGAGACUGCAGGGCUGGCACUCAGGGCUUCUUUCCUCAGCUUGCUCGGCAGCAUCCCCUCCUUCUCCCCCAUUCUCCUCCUAGCUACCUGUAGCACCCCGCAUCAAGAACUGGACCCAGAGAUUCAGUGUCUUUUUCGGGAGGAAUACGGUGAAGUUUACACCAUCAGCGUCCCAACCCGUCAGGAGAGAACCAACUUCUUCCAGGAUCUAAUUCUGAACCAGGCGGCUGAGCCUCCACCGUCCAUGAAUAGAGCACAGACUAAGGCGAUGGAGAUCCUCCCCUUGGCUCCACUGCCCCUCCCUCGCCAGCUGUCAGACGAGGAGCUCCUUCGCCUGGAGGAGCAGGAGGAGGACGUGCUGAGAGAACUUCGCCUGUUCCUCCGUAACAUCACAGAGCGUCUGAUGCUGGACCGCCGCUUCAAGGCCUUCACCAAACCAGUGGACAUAGAGGAGGUUCCAGACUACCUUAUGGUGAUCAAGAGGCCCAUGGACCUCUCCACACUGCUGACCAACAUUGACGAGCACAAAUACGUCACUGUGAGUGAGUUCAUAUCAGACGCAGACCUCGUCUGGAAGAACGCUCUUGAGUACAACCCAGACAGCGACCCAAUGGACCGACACAUCCGUCAUCGUGCGUGCGCCCUGAAAGACACCAUUCGAGCCAUCAUCAAAGACGAGCUGGACGAAGACUUUGAGAGAGUCUGUGAAGAGAUCAGAGAGUCGCGUAUGAACAGAGCUCUAUCCAGUCGGACCGGCCGACAAGAGGCCAAUGGUGCCUGUAGAUCAGCGUUUUCCAGAAACAGUCCUGGAUCUCAGGCAUGUAAGAAAAAGCGUUACAAAAGACGUCGAAAAUCCAAGUGGAGCACCGGUGUCAUUAUGAAACCUAAGAAAAAGAAGCCUCCUGUCCCGGCCUCCACGUCCUCCUGCUCCUCCAUGUCCAGCAAAGCCAAUUCUGACAGCAGCACGGAUGAAAACGAAGCUGUUGAAGUCAAUGGUUUUUCUGGACCGAGCUCAUCCAGCUGGUCAGACAGCAGUGAUGGGGAGCUGUACCAAUUGUCUGCUACCAUGAAGAGGUUCUAUCGCAGCUUAAACGUUGUAUCAGGAACCCGAAAGCUCUUGAAUGGGGACAACCACAACAAGCUGCAUACUGGCAGGGCCCCGAAACAGAGGCUGAACCCCAGGCAGCAGAGGCGGCCUGCAAAAUCUCCCCCAUUCCGACAGAAGAUGCUGAAGGGAAGUCGUUUCAAGAAAUUAGAGAACUCUGGAAAGCAAGAGAAGAGAACCAAAAAGGCCACCCUGGAGCAAAUGCAGCUGUUCAGCAGUGACAGCUCUAAGGAGGUCCUAAAAAAAGGAACUCCUACGCUGGUAGUCGAUCAUAACAAACUAAAAGAUCUACUGAGCAGAGCCGUGGCUAAAACAGAGGGUGCUGAGGUGGAGCCGCUGGAGAAGCUUUAUGCUCUGCUGGCUCAGUGCAUCUACAGACACAGAAAUAACUACAACAAGACAGAGCUCAUCAAGGAAAUGAAGACAGACAUCGACAGCUUCUCCUGAGUUAUUCUAAUAAAACCCUUGUUUAUUUAAAAUGUAAUGUUGUUAGAUGCUCAUUUUUACCUAAAGGUACGUUCACGAAACACAUCCAAACUCCAAAAUACCUCAAUAUUUAUUCUCUGAGAUGCUUUUAUUCAUAUUUAUUCUUGUGACUUAUUUUUGUUGAUAAAAUUAUUUAUGAUCAUGCAGUGUUAAUUUAUUUAUUUAAUCAUGAUGUGACCUUUAAUAAAAGUGCAAAGGG